Molecule: messenger RNA, 885 nt
Organism: Penicillium cinerascens
Lineage: Eukaryota; Fungi; Ascomycota; Eurotiomycetes; Eurotiales; Aspergillaceae
Exons: 2
Coding region: 1-885 (294 amino acids)
Molecular function (GO): oxidoreductase activity
Source: RefSeq, a predicted model, not a curated record
AUGGCCGACAUAACUAUUUCCGAUGACAUGCUCGUGGGCCUUGAAGACAAGGUUGUUUUGAUCACCGGUGGGUCAUCCGGCAUAGGCCGAGCAACUGCACAGCUAUGUCUAGACCUAGGCGCGAACGUCGUCAUUGGAGAUAUCAGCCCCCCCAAAGCAGAAUUUGAGAAAACCGAGAAGCUCAAGUUCUUGGAAGUCAAUGUGACGGACUGGGAAAGUCUACGUAACAUGUUCGUUCAAGCGAAUGAAUGGUUCGGGCGUAUCGACCACGUCUUCGCCAACGCGGGUGUCGCUCCCACAACCGACUUUUUGGAUGUCACGCUGAAUGAAGCCGGCCAACUGGAACCGCCGAAUCUUCGAACUGUCAGUGUCAAUCUUCUGGGUCCAAUCUAUACGGUUCGACUUGCGUCGGCCUACAUGACGAGUUUGGCAAAGGAGCGUCCCGUCGGAAAGGGCUCCAUUGUGCUGACGGCCUCGACUUCGUCGUUCCAAAACUUCAGCUCCGGCGAUUACACCAUAACCAAGCACGGAGUUUUGGGUAUGAUGCGUGGCCUGGGAAGACAAAUCGAGAGCAAGAACAUCCGAUUGAACGCAGUUGCGCCUUCAUGGACUGCUUCUGGUAUAGUUUCUCCUGAGAACAUCAAGGUCAUGGGAAUUACGGUACAGUUGCCAGAGGUUGUGGCUCGAAGCGUGGCACUGCUUCUCGCCGAUGAUAAACGACAUGGCGAUGUUAUUUACAGCUGGAACGGCCAUUACAGAGAGGUUAACAAUGCGGAAGGUGGACUUCUUUCAAUGGCAGCGAAGCUUCUUGGAAAUGCCGAGAAUGAAGAGAGCGUCAUGCAGAAGCUGAGGGAGCACAAGCAAAAUGAGUCCCCUAGCUCCUGA